AUGGACCGUGACGACAGACCCGAAGCAUCACUUCGAGGCAGCGACGUUAGCCUAACGUUUGAACGCGGAGCACGAUCCUUCAAUCCAUCGAUAAUCAAUGCGCACGAUGAGGGAGACCCCGAUGUGACUCUGUUAGACCUUUCACCAGCCAAGGCUGGCGAGGGAAUCAGUCCAAUGUUCGACGAUAUCUUAUCCGUCGAAAGCCGCGGGAUCAACAUCUUCAAAAUCGUCUCCGCCCAAGAUCACUCGAAGGCUGAGGAAAUCGAAUCGGAUGCAGCAAGCCAAAGAAGCCUUGAGGAGGUCCUCACCGACAAUCCAGACAAGAGACUUUUCAACCUUGAUGAUCAAACGCUGGCCUUUGCCGGCCUGGCAGUGAAGCAAGUCGUUUUGGAAGCGACGUAUGGAUUCUUUCAGAAGUGCAUCUCAGAGCCAAAGCUAGAGAAGCUAUGGGACCGGAUAAUCGGUCCAGGAAAUGUAGCAGCCACUGCCCAACACUCCAUUUCCGUGCCAGACGGUAUAAUGGACCUGAAAAAUGGCGUGCGAUCUCCAUCGACAUUGAUUAGCAACUGUGUCGGCAUACUCUCGCAGGAUUCAGCAGUUACAAACCAAAAGACUCUCAGGCAGUGCUUGAGCCGGGCCGUGACCCUUUGCGACGCCCUAGGCGAUGAACACAGGAAGCAAGCCUUGGAGAACGCUACACACAAGCUCGACUGGCUCAUGCUGGGACUCGACUGCAAGACCAUGGAGCUGUAUCGCAACGCGAACAGGCGACUAGACAAGGUCAACAUGGAACACCCUGUCGUUUUCGGGGCGGCCGAAGGUCGCGCUGAGGCACUGUGUGACAAACGACGACGGGAGGAGCGUAAUAUACUCCAGUUGAUGAAUCGGGAGUACGAAGGAAUCCGUGAGCCAUUUCGGGUCCUCUUUAUCGAAACUCUGCAGAGUCUACUCGCCCUUUAA
Messenger RNA from Diaporthe amygdali, 960 nucleotides. RefSeq lists its product as uncharacterized. NCBI's taxonomy places the organism in Eukaryota, Fungi, Ascomycota, Sordariomycetes, Diaporthales, Diaporthaceae. The transcript has a single exon. Bases 1 to 960 code for a protein of 319 amino acids. The record is from RefSeq and is a predicted model, not a curated record.